Molecule: messenger RNA, 2172 nt
Organism: Zingiber officinale
Lineage: Eukaryota; Viridiplantae; Streptophyta; Magnoliopsida; Zingiberales; Zingiberaceae
Product: transcriptional adapter ADA2-like
Exons: 13
Coding region: 251-1978 (575 amino acids)
Biological process (GO): chromatin remodeling; regulation of transcription by RNA polymerase II
Cellular component (GO): nucleus
Molecular function (GO): zinc ion binding; transcription coactivator activity; chromatin binding
Source: RefSeq, a predicted model, not a curated record
GUCCAUUGGAUUGUUGUGUCGGUCACAGGUCCUGGCGAGACAAAAGCUCGAUCGGUCGUCCCGCCUCCUCCGCCGAUCACGACGCCUCUGUGAAAUCGCCGCCCCGAUCCAGUUGCCUUCCGAGCUCCUAAUGGAAGAAGAAUAGCUCCUCUCGAUCCCUUUCUUGCUUCCUUGUCCUUCUCCGUCCUCCGUGACGCGGAAUCCCUUUUCGUGGGCUGUUAGGGCUUUUGCUUCGUUCCCCGUAUCCUCGAUGGGUCGCUCCCGCGCGGUGCACAACUCCGGAGACGAUGACACGAAUCCGAGAUCAAAGAGAAGGAGAGUUGCUUCAAGUGGAGAAGCUUUGGAAACUGCAACGACAGGCCCAGGAUCUAGUGAAGGGAAAAAAGUUUUGUUUCACUGCAACUAUUGCAACAAAGACAUUUCUGGGAAGAUUCGCAUCAAAUGUACAAAAUGUCCUGACUUUGAUUUAUGUGUGGAGUGCUUCUCUGUUGGUGCUGAAGUCACUCCACACAAAAGCAACCAUCCAUAUCGAGUUAUGGACAAUUUGUCUUUCCCUCUUAUUUGUCCAGAUUGGAAUGCAGACGAGGAAAUAUUGCUUCUAGAGGGGAUUGAGAUGUAUGGGCUGGGGAACUGGGCUGAAGUUGCUGAGCAUGUGGGUACAAAGAGCAAAGCACAGUGCAUUGAUCAUUAUACCACAUCAUACUUGAACUCACCUUGUUAUCCUCUUCCAGAUAUGUCUCGAGUUAAUGGUAAGAAUCGAAAGGAACUCCUUGCUAUGGCUAAAGUACAAGUUGAGGGAAAGAAAGGCACUUCAUUGCUUGGUGAUGUCAUACCAAAGGAUGAGUCACCAUUUUCACCUGCAAGGGUCAAGGUUGAAGAUUCAAGUGAUGGUUCAGUUAAUCGGUCACCAUCAAACUUAGCUCCAGGUGCAAGUAAGAUGGCUUUAAACACAGGACAGAUUAAGGAUAAUGCUGAUGGACCUAAAGUAGAAGGUUCUUAUGCAGAUAGGACAAUUGGUGUGAAAAAGCCCAAGUAUUCAGGAGAGGAAGAUCCUAUGUUUAUUGAGAGUGGUUAUAAUCAGAAGAGGCAAGAAUUUGAUCCUGAAUAUGAUAAUGAUGCAGAGCAGGCAUUAGCUGAUAUGGAGUUUAAGGAAAAUGACUCAGAAACAGAGCGGGAACUAAAGCUGCGAAUGCUACGAAUUUAUUUGUCAAGGCUUGAUGAGAGGAAGCGGAGAAAGGAGUUUAUUCUAGAAAGGAAUUUACUUUAUCCUAAUCCAUUAGAAAAGGAGAUUUCUAAUGAGGACAGAAACAUUUAUAACCGUUUCAAGGUCUUUGUGCGCUUUCUUUCUCAAGAAGAGCAUGAGGAUUUGGUCAAGAGUGUCAUUGAGGAGCGCAAAAUUCAAAGAAGAAUUCAAGAGCUUCAGGAGUGUCGAUCUGCUGGGUGCCGCACACUGGCAGAAGCGAAAGCAUACACUGAACAGAAGAGGAAGAGAGAGCUAGAGGCUAAUGCACAAAACUCCAAGGAAAGCUCCCAGGUUCUUCCCGGGGGAAAACUUAUGCAAAAAGCAAGCCGUCCGUUAAACCGUGAAAAGGGGGAAAAUGAUGGAAGUCCAAGAAACACAAAUGAUGACCACAAAAUAAAAGGUGGCAUUGGGUUAGAUUCCAGCGGCAAAGGCUCACCUUCAGCUAAUGCAGGACAACUUGCUGCGAGACCAUUUGACGAAUGGGAUAUAACCGGAUUUCCUGGGGCAGAAUUGCUUAGUGAUAUUGAGCAAGAACUGUGCUGUCAAAACCGAUUGCUGCCCAGUCACUACCUCAAAAUGCAAGAGACACUGGUACAGGAGAUAUACAAAGGUAACAUUAUCAACAAAUCAGAUGCCCAUUGUUUGUUCAAAGUUGAUCCAGUGAAAGUGGACAGGGUCUAUGAUUUGGUGAAGAAAAAGUUAGGCCAGCAGGAAGAGUCUACCAUUGUUCAGUAAUUGUUUCCUUUUUCUGCUGCCCAGAUCUAUUUAUCAUCAAAUAGUCUGUAAAAAUAAGCCCAAAAAACAUGACAAUGAUCUAACUCCUGUAUUUCUAUUCAUCGGCACAAUCACUUGAGACCGAAACGAAGAUGAACUAGUUCAACAGUCAUCGUAAUCUCAGUCUUUAAGUUUUGGUUUUGCUACUAGUUAAA